CAAACAUCAACCCUUAGUAAUUCUCUUGUAAAUUUCUACUUUUCGAUGUAUUUUUAAACGUUUUAUAUGUAGCCUGAACAAAUACAUGCGUGUUUAAAGACAAUCCAACUGUAACUUGAUCAAUUUUAAAUAAAUUUAGAUGUUGUCUACCUAUGUACCUACUAAAGUUUGUGAAAAAUUGUAUGCCACUUCGUAAUUGUCAAGACACAGCCACAAAUUAAUAAUAAUAAUAAUAAUUAAAUGUUCAAUUGCACAUUAUAAUAUUCCUGUUAAUAAUAAUAAUAAUAAGUUAUUGUCCGUAAAUGUACGUAAUGUAACCCGAUUCCGACCACAAACUAUUUGCAAAGUGUCCAAAAUAUAUCUAACGUUUCUACAGUUAGUGUGAAAUCAUGAGUGACUUGCGUCCACUGAACUAAACUUGCUGGAGCCGAAAUUGAAACCGAUUGAGGGGCUUUUUCGAUAAAUUAAAACAAUUAAAAACUACAAACAGCUAUGAAGAGAUACAAGUGUACUUUUGUUGUGUUACUAGUUUCGUUCGCGGUGCUGUCCGUUUUCUCGGCGUCGCCUCUUGAUGAGGAUGUUGAAGUGGAGUUAGUGUUAACGCGUGAAGGAAACACUUCCGAACUUCCGUGCAACCUACAGGUUACUCAUCCGCCGGACAAAGUAAGCCUCGUGGAAUGGACGAAGGGGGACGACGAACAGCCCUUAUACAAGGUCGAUUUCCGUGGGGUGCAGACACAGGUUGUGCCGAAGCCUGAGGGAGAAAACAGACUUUCGUUGCGACUUGUCGAGGAUAAAAAGGCUCUUUUAGUUAUUUCUUCUACCAAAGUUGCGGACGAGGGACUGUACAAUUGCAGGGUAGACUUCUAUCGUUCGCAAACCACAUUCACCCACGUUAAUUUAACUGUCAUUGUUCCACCGCAAGGAGUACAAAUCACGGACGAACUGGGAAUCCCCAUAAAGAAUGGAGUGACGAAGGCUUACGCGGCCGGCGCUAGCCUGAUAUUGAUCUGUGUGGCAACCGGCGGUAAGCCAUUGCCAACUGUUGCAUGGUCUCGUGACGGCGAAAUCGUUACAAACGUAACUCAGCAUUUCCCUGAAAGAUUCCGUUCGCAAAACAUCUUAAGGGUUCCCGAACUGACUAGAUCCGAUUUGCAUGCAGUCUAUCAAUGCGAAGUGAGCAACAGCAAUCAGCAGCCACCUUUGAUCGUAAAAGUGACAGUGGAAAUGUUUUUGAGACCGCUCGAAGUUACACUAAUUGAUCCGUUUCGCUUUAAUCAAACUUUCAGUGCUGAAAAGAAGUACGAACUGAUCUGUCGAUGCAAAGGAUCAAGGCCGCCGCCUAUAAUCUCUUGGUGGAAGGACGGUAUUCCAAUGGAGGGUGGAACGAUUUCAGUGAGUGCCGACGGCAACACAACUACAAGCACUCUUUGGUUCACACCACAAGCAUCAGACGAUGGUCUGGUGCUGUCGUGUCGGGCGGCGAAUCAAAUGGUGCCCCACAGCGAACUGAGAGACUCCUGGAUGCUCAAAGUCCUUUACCCUCCAAAGAUAAUAUUGCACCUGGGACAUGGCCUGCAACCUUCGAGCAUUCGUGAAGGGGUCGACGUUUACUUUGAGUGCCAAAUCAUCGCCAAUCCCAAGGUGACACGGGUAUGGUGGCUUCGUGACGGAAUAAGGUUAGCGAGCAACGCCAGUGCAGGAAUUCUCGUCGCCAACCAGACGCUUGUGUUACAGGGUGUAAGUCGCCGCAGUUCCGGGAAUUAUUACUGUGAGUCGUCAAAUACCGAAGGCACAAGUCGUAGCGUACCGUUUCAACUUAAAGUCAAGUUUGAACCAGUUUGCGGAGAGCCCAACAACCGGAAAGUUUUAGGAGUUGCCAAAGGUGAACCCGUUAAGAUCGAAUGCAAGGUUGAUGCAGAACCGGCGGCUCGUUACUUCCGUUGGAGCUUUAACAGCACCCCGGGGAUUUCUCGUAUCCUGAAGGAGCAUACGGCAAACGCUGGCCUAAGCAUUCUAACGUAUCAGCCAAUGUCCGCAUCGGAUUACGGUACAAUCCAAUGCUGGGGAAACAACGAAUUUGGAACACAACGAGCACCCUGUAUAUACCAUAUUGUACCAGCCGGAAGGCCUGAUCCUCCCAACGGCUGCGUUGUUGCCAAUAUCACACAUCAUAACGCUAACAUAACAUGUGUUAAAGGUUUUGAUGGUGGUCUAAAGCAAAAAUUCAUCAUGCUGGUAAAAGUAGGCGACACCGAAAUUACCAACAUAACGUCAGCAAGUACAGAUUUCGAAGUUGGUAAUUUGGACGCGGCCACCGAGUACACAUUCGUCGUUUUCGCAUUAAACGCGAAAGGAUGGUCGAAAAGUGGAAGCACCUUAAUGGCGAGAACACUUGCUGCGCCUGGUUUAAAAGAAUUACGAAGAUCCACCGUCCAAUCUAAAGAAACGAAACUGAAAGGACCGUGGAUGUAUAUUCUCUUAGCCGGUGGAUCAACGCUAAUAGUUGCAGGAUCUAUAGCGAUAAUAAUUUUUGUUGUGAGACGAUUUAAAGUCGACAGCCCCGUUAGAGAAAGGAGGAGAAGCCCGAAAAGAAAUGAAUUAUCGCUAGGACCUUCGAUCCAGGGUUUUACUGAUGCCGGUACCGAUGAUAAAAAUCCUGAUUUAAUUCCCCCUCCCGCCAACGAAGCACUUUUAACUGCUGGAUUGAUUCCCACAGCGCCCUACACUAUCACAACAAGGCCAUCUCAGAAACGUAACUGCGCCACUCAGAUGCCCGUAAAACCGUACCACGUAACAUGGGCGCCCAUUCUACAAUCCCGAAACUGUGCCACCCAAACUCCUCCCCCGCACAAAGAAAGUUCCGUAUAACCCCCCAAAUGUCUCGGUAUCGGGACCAACACCACCUGUGAUAUUUGAGAAUAUCUCGUAUUUUUAAGCGACAAUUAUCAAGAUUCUGUUAUAAGUACUGUUAAUACAUGUGAAUAAGAAACAAAAACUCUA
This is a messenger RNA of Agrilus planipennis (emerald ash borer), 3003 nucleotides long. Its product is annotated as nephrin-like. The record is from RefSeq and is a predicted model, not a curated record. Lineage: Eukaryota; Metazoa; Arthropoda; Insecta; Coleoptera; Buprestidae. The coding region runs from base 493 to 2871 and encodes 792 amino acids. The transcript is spliced from 8 exons. Gene Ontology annotation, molecular function: protein binding.